UAAAAUGGUAAAAUAGGGAAUCGAUUUAAGGGCUGCAUAAAAAUAGAGGGGAUUUAACUAAAAAAUAGAGGGGAUUUAUCCGGGGUUUUAGGGACAGCCAUUAACCAGCAAGAAAUGGAGGCAAUAGCUCUGUCCCUAACAUGCACUGCAAUCCCUUGUGUCUCUUCUUCAGCUUCAUCUUUCUCAACAACUCCAUCACUUACUCAAAUCAAAUAUUCACUCAGCAGAGCAUCUAAAAAGUUACAAUCUUUAGCACUGCAUAGAAGAAGAAGCAAAGGAAUCGAGGAGCAGGACCUGUAUGGCCUUCCAAAGGAAUAUUAUGAUGAUGAAUGGCAAGCUCGGCAAAGGGAAAAGACUAAGGAAUUGCAUAGACUACGUCAACAGGAGGAUGAGGAAGAGGAAAAAAAGGUUGAUGAAUAUCGUGAAAUUGGAUUGCGCUUGAAAGAUUAUCCAGAAGAAGAGCUUCUAAAGGCCAAGAAAUUGGUUGCCAGCUUCAUUAGGUCAGCUGAAGAAGUGGAAGAGAAAAUUGAGGAAGCUGCAGAAAAAGGUGAACUCGAUGAACUUGUUCUAUUGAUCAUAUGGAAUCGGCUUGAUCUUGCUCGGCGUGAUGAUGAGAAGGAUGCAGUUCGAAGUCUUGAUCUCUUGUACAGGCGAGUUGAGACAGAGAUUUUGAAGCGGGAAGCAACUCCUGCCAUGAGACUACUGAAUGAUCUUCUGAAUAUGCAUGACGGUGGACUCGAUAAUGAAGGAUGGCUCAAAGCAUGUAAAAAACGUUUGGUUGAUACAUUUCCGCGAGAGGACCCAUUUAGUAUUCUUGUACCUGCAGGUUUCGACAUUGAAAAGCAUCAAGGUCCUCUAAGACCAGCUUUGGAAGCUGAUGAUGUGCUUUUGAGGGUAGAUUUUGUCAGAGAGGUGGAUGCACUGUUAAAGGAGGUUCGAUCUGAACAGACUGAAGCAUUAGAAACACAAGGACUUGAUCCAGAAUCAGUGGCAAGUAGAUUGAAACAACAGGAGAAGCAACGUGCAAUACACCAAGUAGAAGCUCUUUUGGAUCUGGCCAUCAACUUGGAGUGGUAGUCAAGUAGCUGCCUCUUCCCAAAUGAGAAAGUUCACUGAGUAGAAAUUUCAUAACAGAAGAAAAGUCACAGAGGUUCUUCAAUAGUAUUCCUGGUUCACAAGGUUCUACCAGUGCAGUCAGUAUAUGGAAUGUCCAACUCCAACUAUCAUUAACAGCAAAGACGACUCAAACCUGCUUAAAAGUUAGGGUCCAAACUGCAAGACAAUGCAAUGUGUUUAUUAUCAUCUGUUAGCAAUUAGCGACAUCAUUUUAGGUAUUUUUGCCAUGUCUUCUUCCUUGGUGCCCCAGGGAACAACCGUGUGAUUCUGCCCAGUGUCUAUAUUUGAUAGCUGGAAGCAUAGUAUUUGAAGCUGUAUUUAUUAACCAAGUGGGCAUUUGAUGUAGUACCAAACUGUCCUGAUUCAGUCAGUGGGGAGACAUGUUACUCUCUGAAUCAGAAAAGAUUUAAGACGAUCUGGGCUCAAUGUUAGUUUGUUGUAUUUAUAUAUGUGAGAUUCUUUUUCUAGGAAA
This is a messenger RNA of Nicotiana attenuata, 1588 nucleotides long. RefSeq names its product protein PALE CRESS, chloroplastic. Gene Ontology annotation, cellular component: etioplast; chloroplast; amyloplast. The record is from RefSeq and is a predicted model, not a curated record. Gene Ontology annotation, biological process: chloroplast organization; leaf development; leaf morphogenesis. NCBI's taxonomy places the organism in Eukaryota, Viridiplantae, Streptophyta, Magnoliopsida, Solanales, Solanaceae. The transcript has 7 exons. Bases 115 to 1077 code for a protein of 320 amino acids.